AUGGCUGAGUAUGAAGCUUGCAAAUUGGGACUAGAGGAGGCUAUUAAUUUAAGGAUUAAAGUCCUUGGAGUAUAUGGAGACUCCGCUCUAGUAAUACAUCAGAUCAUAGGUGAUUGGGAGACAAGACAUGCUAAUUCUGUAUAUGGAGACUCCGCUCUAAUUCUGUAUCAGGAUUAUGUGUUGAAGUUGUUCCCAAAGUUUGACAAAAUCACUUUUUCCCAUAUUCCUCGAGAAGAGAAUCAAAUGGCAGAUACUCUAGCAACUCUGGAAUCUAUGUACAAGUUGAUAUGGCCUAAUCAUCAGCCUAGUAUUGAAAUCAGGCGUUUUGACGAACCUGCUCACUAUUUGACAACAGGAGAAGAAUCAGAUGGCAAACCCUGGUUCUUUGAUAUUAAACACUAUCUCGAGAAACAAGAAUAUUUGACAAAUGCUUCUAGCCUUAACAGGAGAACUAUAAGGAGGUUGGCAUCAAAGUUCUUACUAAAUGGAGAUGUGUUAUAUAAGUGUAAUUAUGACAUGGUCCUACUCAGAUGUGUGGAUAAAGAUGAAGCUAAUCAACUCAUGAAGGAUAUACAUGAACGAUCCUUUGGCACCCAUGCAAGUGGACAUGCGAUAACAAAGAAAAUCCUGAGGGCAGACUACUACUAG
This is a messenger RNA of Lathyrus oleraceus (garden pea), 648 nucleotides long. RefSeq lists its product as uncharacterized. The record is from RefSeq and is a predicted model, not a curated record. NCBI's taxonomy places the organism in Eukaryota, Viridiplantae, Streptophyta, Magnoliopsida, Fabales, Fabaceae. The transcript has a single exon. Gene Ontology annotation, molecular function: nucleic acid binding; RNA-DNA hybrid ribonuclease activity. Bases 1 to 648 code for a protein of 215 amino acids.